AUGAAUGUGGUACAAGGAGAAGAAAUGGCCGUGGUCCAACGCGCGCUAACAAGCGACUCGUCGCGCAAUAACGACACGGCGCUCUCGGCGUUUCAAUUGGACGUUCUGUACAUCGUAAUCUUGAGCUGCUCGGCGCUGUCAUUGGUCGGCUGUCUCUACAUUAUCCGCCACCAUUACGUCUCGUCGAGACACCAUCGUGGUGUCUCGAUGGUACAAAACAUGGUGCUUGUGCUCUCGGUCUUGGACGCAGGACUGUCGUUCCCGAAACUCUUUGGUAACCCACUCACCGCUGAUGCUGUCGUGGCCACUGCGUCGUGCAAAGCGCAAGCGUUUGCUUUGCACCUGUUUGGCCUCUUGUCCGUCCUCUGGAACGCUGCAAUCGCUCACUGUUUCUACCGCAAGAUUGUCUGUCGUGACAGCGAAGCACGACUCAAGAAUCGAUUCAAGCUCUACGUGCUGCUUGCACUCGUGCCGGCCAUAAGCAGCAGCGUGGCACUCUAUGCUGCCAACGUGUUUGGCAAUGCCACGUUCUACUGCUGGAUUAAGUCGCGCUCGAAGCAGUUCUGGACCUUCUACUUGUUUGUCCUUCUCGCGAUUCUCUACGUCAGUGUCAUCCUCUGCGUCACGCACAACCGCGUCUCGCGUGACUUUCGCGACGCGCACUUGGAUGCGCAAGAAUCGUCGGCACUCAUCACGUCCAAGCUGAGGAUUUACAUUGCAGUAUUCAUUGUGCUCUGGACGCCCAGCGCGGUCUUUCGAUUGUUGUACGACAAGCUUGGCCUGGCGACGUUUACAGUAGCGCUGUUGAUGCAGGUUACCGUGUGUACGCAGGGCCUUGCGACUGCCAUUAUCUACGGAGGACUGCUGACCAAGUUGUAUCGGAUAGUCUCGUGCAAGCCACUUGCCGUUCCAGCGCACAAAUUUGUCGCCUCGUCAUCGUUUCCUACGAUGGACACGACCAACACCAUUCUGAGUUUGGUGAAACACUAUCGCCAACCUGCGAACAUCUUCGUGUCGACUUUCAACAUGGGCGAAGCUAAACUAACACCUGCUCAGUUAGGCAAGUGGAUACCGCUUGGACACGACGUGUACGUCAUCGGUCUUCAAGAGUGUCUACAUCUUACAGACACCCGCAGCUUGAUUUGCCAGCACCUUGAAGGAGGACGUCCACGACCAGCAACAAAUCGAGCAGCCUGCAGAAAAUCCACGUUCCACCAGUUUAAUCGCGAGAUUGGCAGCAAGAACAAGUCAUUGGGUUACCACGGUCACAUCGCUAUUACGGUGUUUAUCAAGUCUUCAGACGUGGACAGCGGUGCCUUCUACAUGCCACCCGUGGUGCAGCAGGAAGUUAACGUCGGUAAAUCCCUGGUGCUGGGCCGGGCGUCGAACAAAGGUGCCGUGGGUUUCGCGUUUCGGUACUACGACACCUCCUUCGCAUUUGUAGCGUGUCAUUUGUCCUCAGAUCCGAAGGGGAAAUCCAAAGUAUGGCGACGAAACCGUGACUCGCAGGAUAUGCUGCAGGAGCUACAUUUGAAUCUCGAGGACGUGGGUUUUGAGUUUCCACACGUGCAUCACCACAGCUUCGUUCUUGGAGACCUCAACUAUAGGCUGACACAGCGUGAUGCAAGCGCAAAUACCAUCCUGGAGAUGGUGUCCAAGGUACGGCAGUGUGAAACAUUGAAACCUGCGCCGACCAAGAGGACUCGCAGAUUACGCCGCGGGCUGCUUGGCAAACGAUGGAGUCCGAUGAGAAGUCGUGGUCUCGCGAGUUCUUUCGGACUCGGCAGUUCCCAAGGCGCUAGCAGCGAUCGAGAGAUCAAUGAGCUUGGCGUCAGCAUGCUGGAGCGUAGCGUCAAAAAUGCUUCGUCAGCAUUUGCUUCUUCGAAUGAAAGCAUCCACAGCAUCCAAUUUUCAGCGGACAGCGAGCGCGUGGACGACGAUCAAUUUGUGUGGGAUGAUGUGUUACUGCAUGAUGAACUGCAGGCCGGUAUGCGAAGCGGACAGAUUUUCUACGGUUUCCAUGAGGCGAGAAUUGCAUUCCCGCCUACGUUUCGCCGUGUGCGCGGGGCGGCACUGAAACUUGACGGGGCAAAUUGGCCGAUACACGAGUUGACAAAGUGCUACACCACAGCCGUAGCGGGUCACGGUAUGCGGGUACCGUCAUACACGGAUCGGAUUCUGUUUUUUUCUCAGCCGGAUAUGCGUCAUCGCUUGCGAUGUGCCGUCUAUGCCUCGUGCGAAGAAGUCAGCUGCUCUGACCACAAGCCUGUGAUCGCAGUGUUCCAAGCUCUGGUAAACCGCGACUUCCUGCCGAUUGAGACGGAACUCUCGACCAAGAAGCUUCAGCGAAUGCAGGAUGUGCAUGGCGUUCUGGAGUGUCAGUUACGUUUGAGCUUCAGCAGUAUGUCGUGGCAGCCUGAUGCAGCGGCCGAUUUUUCUCGUACGUCGUCCGGCACCCCGAUUGAUAUCGAUCAGCGUUCCUCGAGCUUUGAUCGUCACGGACACCAAGUGAUGGUGACGACCGUAUUCCCAUUACCAUCGGAAGAUAUCUUUUCAGCGCAGCGCAAGCUGCUAGAGCUAGCGGACUCGAUGAGUGGUGGCGUGUACUUGCAGAACACUGAUCGACUGCUAUGUAAGACAAACGUGGCUCACGUCAAGUGGACCGACUUCGUGCGUGACGGUAUCACUCACGCCACUUGUGCACGACCAACUGGUAACAUGCACGUGGCGAUAAAAAUCCAUGCGGGUAGUCAGGGUCCAUGCUUCGGUCAAGGUGUGAUCUGCAUUCCACAGACAACAGCUGACGACGGUGGCGAUCCAGCAGACGGAGUCCAGAAGCAGAACAACUUCGUUGUGGAACUCGCACACAGUGGAAGACACACCGGUACAAUGUCAGGCUUUGUUAGCCUGCAACUUUUGCAACAUGCCAAUGAUGCCUGA
This is a messenger RNA of Peronospora matthiolae, 2940 nucleotides long. NCBI's taxonomy places the organism in Eukaryota, Oomycota, Peronosporomycetes, Peronosporales, Peronosporaceae. The record is from the annotation of a GenBank genome assembly.